Molecule: messenger RNA, 789 nt
Organism: Paramecium pentaurelia
Lineage: Eukaryota; Ciliophora; Oligohymenophorea; Peniculida; Parameciidae
Source: the annotation of a GenBank genome assembly
AUGAAUUAUAUUAUCGAUUUUAUUAAACAAAAUGGGAAUCAAUUUGAAACUCUAGAGAUUAAUAUGACAAAGAUAAAAAGUAGAUUAAAAUUAUAAUAAAAAGAUUUAGCUAUAUACUAUUAUCCAGAUAAGAAUUUAAAUACUAAGGAGAGAUUUAUAAAAAUAAAAAAGCAUAUUAAUUUAUAAUUAACAAUUUAGAAGUAAUUCAUAAAUAUGUAGUAUAGAUCAUAAGAACAAAAGAAAAUGAUUAGUAAAUAGAAAUAAUAUGCAGAUGUUAAAAAGAGAAGAGAACUAUUUCCAGUUAAGAGAGAUAGAGAUAAUCAGAAGAAGUAAUAAGAUAGAUGAAAGUAAAUGAAGAAGAAAUAUAUAUAUAUAUAUUAAAUGUUGUGAUUAAUAGACUUGAGGAAUAAAGAAAAUUUUAAGAAUAUUUCAAUAAAUAGAAAUAAGAAAAAUUAAUUUAAUUUGAGUUACAAAAUUAAGAUCUUUAUAGGAGAUUAAAAAUACAAUAAAGGUAGUAGAUUAAUUAUAUACACUAGAUUUAUUCAAAUUAUUAUUUAAGAACUAUGUAACUAUUCAAGAAAUAAAAAUUAAGGAUAAUAAAAUAAAAUCCAUUAUCACUUUUCAUACUACUGAAGCAGAUGUAAUUAGAUUAUUAAUAUAAUUUAGAAUAAUGCAGUAAUUUAAUAGAAUAAUGAAUAUUUUGAAAGUAAAACAUUUUAUCAAAUAAAAAAAGAGAUAGUAUAUUCAGAAGUAAUUAUAUACAGAGAAGGAGUGAAUAAAUAGAAAUGA